Caenorhabditis remanei is the source of this 1281-nucleotide messenger RNA. RefSeq lists its product as uncharacterized. Gene Ontology annotation, cellular component: nucleus. Gene Ontology annotation, biological process: regulation of transcription by RNA polymerase II. The transcript is spliced from 5 exons. Gene Ontology annotation, molecular function: RNA polymerase II transcription regulatory region sequence-specific DNA binding; DNA-binding transcription activator activity, RNA polymerase II-specific. Bases 1 to 1281 code for a protein of 426 amino acids. The record is from RefSeq and is a predicted model, not a curated record. Lineage: Eukaryota; Metazoa; Nematoda; Chromadorea; Rhabditida; Rhabditidae.
AUGUCUUUGUUCACCGCUCAACCAACCGUCGACAUGCCGUCCGCUGAAAACGCACCACCCCCGCCGCCGUUCAUACCUCCGUUCGAAGAAUGCAAUGCUACCGUAAACGAGUGGGGAGUUUGGCCGGCCGAAUUCUUCGUCGCUGACCCGGCUCACGACCAAACCGCCACUUGCGCCGCCUCGGCCACCGAAAUCGAGUCGAGAGUUCGCUGUGGCAACACGCCGGUUAAUCGUAACUGCACCGCGCUUGUCCCCGACAGCAAGUGUGUUUUUAAGUGGGCCCAAGCCACCACCGCCACCGCUACUCUUUGCUCAUGCCAAUGCUGUCUUCUCGGAGCCGACCAAUGUGAAAUGGUGAGUGCCGUAAUCGUUCCUCUUCCUCCAUGCCAAACGGAAUGUCAAUUUCAAUCGGGUCUAGUUCCAUCGACGGCUCCGGGUCCUAUUUACUCGGAGACCAACUCCACCAGCAGCAUGAUCAUGGACACUGCGAGACCUCGGAUGUUGCCGCCGUGCAGUAUUUUGUCGAACUCUCCGACGUCGUUGUCUAAAGAGGAUUGUCUCUUCAACCCACAUCAUCAUCAUCAAUACUCCACUUCACCAAUCAAUCAGCCAUUCUAUGAUAACGCAUCGCCAUCCCUCUUCCAUUCCGAACAUUCCGAAUACUCCCCAGCAGGUGUCGUCUACUCACCCAACUCUGCAGCAUCCACGUCACCAUUCCCCACAUUCGAAGAUUCUGAGAUUCCCUUCCUCGACUCGCUCAUCGCCCAAGUCCGACAAGAAAUGUCCGUUGAUGAAGGGGAAGUCACCGUUCCAUCGCCAUCCACGUCUUCUGAUAUCUCAUCUGUCAGUCGGAAAUCAUCAUCAUCCACGUCGUCAUCUCUCCGUGACGUCUUCGUGCAGCCCGGACAGACACUUGUCAUCCGUGGUGAUGAUGGUCAAGAAUAUAAGGUUAUCGUCGAAAGAGUCGAGGAAUCUGCUCCAGUUUCAAUCAAGAGAAAGUCAUCAGAUGAUAGUUUGAUAGCCCCGAAACGAGCCCGUGCCGCGCCGGUUUCACUUGUCAAUUUGUCGGAUGAGGAGAUCGCCGAACGAAAAAAGCAACAAAACCGUGCGGCCGCUCUCCGAUACCGUCAAAAGCUCCGUGAAAGCCGUGUGCUCUCAGUCAGCGCCAAAGAGACGCUCAGCCAACGAAACGCCUAUCUCCGUGACGAGGCGGAACGUCUGACCAAGGAAUGCGACGUUCUUCGACGACUUAUCUUCGAUAAGCUCGGCAAGAACGUUUAA